GACAAUAAGUUUGGCCCCUCCGCGCUACCGUAGCUGUCACCAUGUCUAUGUGUGUAGGCGUGUUGGUCGGAUUUUUUGGUACGGUGUUAUUCUUUAUAAUACGGUUAUUUAUUAUCGUGACGACCGGUUCAAAAUGCAGACCCGGAGCCAAAGGUCCUGUCACCGUUCUUGCUGUUGCAGGAUCAGGCGGCCACACUACAGAGAUUCUGCGGCUGAUGGAGAGCCUGUCUCCGUCCUACAGACCUCGCCAUUAUGUUAUAGCUGACACUGACAAGAUGAGCGAGGAGAAAAUCUGCACCUUUGAAACCUCAAAAGAACACACAGACUCUGAUUCACAGUUUACCAUCCACAGGAUCCCACGAAGUCGUGAAGUGCAUCAGUCCUGGAGCUCGUCGACGGUCAGCACCCUGAAUGCCAUCCGAUAUUCCGUUCCCCUGGUCUUCAGUCUCAGACCUGACAUGGUGCUGUGUAACGGCCCCGGGACCUGCGUUCCCCUGUGUGUUGCAGGGCUCCUGCUCGGAAUUCUGGGAGUGAAGAAAGUCCUGAUCGUUUACGUUGAAAGCAUAUGCCGCGUAGAGACACUUUCGCUGACUGGAAAGAUCCUCUACCCUAUAUCGGACUACUUCUUUGUGCAGUGGUCUGCCCUGAGGGACAAAUACCCCAAAUCCAUUUUCCUUGGAAGAAUAGUUUGACGGAAUGUCAUAUUUUCCAUUGUGCUGCAAACGGGCUCUUAGAGCACAGAAUGCAUACAAAUAAGGGAACAAAUUGGAGCAAAUAUGUUACAGUGGUUUUUGAACAAUAUGAGUAAACAAAUCAUAUUGACAUUAAUUUUACAGAUAUUGUGAUUGCAAUGUGAUUCAAGCUUUUAGUAGGAAUGGUCAUUUUUGCAGUGUAAUUUUUAUUUUCACUGAAAGAGCUAUUAAAAUGUUGAUGGUUUGAUGUUUGCUGGGGUCUGUACCAAACAAACACAUUUUCUUACAUCUUUGCAGCUCCUGUGAUUUUGAUUUUGCACUUGGCCACAUUGCAAUUCUGAAAACAUUUCGAUGAACUGUUCAACCCUACAGUACAGGGCAUAACACCAAAAUUUACAUGGUGUUAUGCUGAAUAAAUGCAGACAAUUUUCAACCUUAAAAAGCAUUAAAGUGUCCUAAAUCUUA
Molecule: messenger RNA, 1157 nt
Organism: Myripristis murdjan (pinecone soldierfish)
Lineage: Eukaryota; Metazoa; Chordata; Actinopteri; Holocentriformes; Holocentridae
Gene: alg14
Product: ALG14 UDP-N-acetylglucosaminyltransferase subunit
Exons: 4
Coding region: 42-692 (216 amino acids)
Biological process (GO): dolichol-linked oligosaccharide biosynthetic process
Cellular component (GO): UDP-N-acetylglucosamine transferase complex
Molecular function (GO): N-acetylglucosaminyldiphosphodolichol N-acetylglucosaminyltransferase activity
Source: RefSeq, a predicted model, not a curated record